AUGGGAAAUAAGACGAGUGUUUUUUAUAGUCAUAAUAAGUAACUAGUUAGAAUGCUGUGAUGUGCUUGAAUUGAAAUUGAAUUUUGAGAGUAUUUAUUAUCCUCUUGUGAUUUGACUAACUGGUGGUGAUAAUAUCUUCCAUGCAUAUCUCUCGUAUUUUCAUUGAGUCAUUUUUGUUGCUGCAUAUGUUGGGAAUAAUCCUGAAUAAUCCCCACCUUUUCACUUUAUUCUCCCUAGUACUAAGGUUUGCAAGAUGUCUAAUGGAGGAGAAUGGUGGCGUCCAACCAGUUUACCGCCUAGUGGAUAUCGACAAAAAUCCAAUGAGGCGUCAGAAGGCAAUGCCUCAUAUUAUCCAUUUAGCACUGAGUUGGGCUAUAGAGUAUUUAAACGAUUACUUGAAAUAGAACGUGCAACUGAUACACAACAAGAAAAUAAUCAAGUUUAUAAAGUGAAAACAGUGAAACAAAUCGAUAGUGACAGUAAUCAUUUCUAUUUGAAAGGAUCAUGUUCACAAAAUCCUACGGUGAAAGAAGAAGAUAAAUGUGUACCAUUCUAUCGAUCUGAUGUUGAUGAUAGACUUGUUCAAUCAAACUAUCAGUCAACUCCGUGGUCCAAUGAAACAAUAUCAGAAGAGUUUCAUCUGCAUUUACGAUGUGAUAUCGAUUUCGACGACUUUGAGUGUUAA
This is a messenger RNA of Trichobilharzia regenti, 685 nucleotides long. NCBI's taxonomy places the organism in Eukaryota, Metazoa, Platyhelminthes, Trematoda, Strigeidida, Schistosomatidae. The record is from the annotation of a GenBank genome assembly.